Molecule: messenger RNA, 600 nt
Organism: Mizuhopecten yessoensis (Yesso scallop)
Lineage: Eukaryota; Metazoa; Mollusca; Bivalvia; Pectinida; Pectinidae
Exons: 3
Coding region: 14-592 (192 amino acids)
Source: RefSeq, a predicted model, not a curated record
CACACAUAUAUAUAUGUUAAGAAACAUGUCUGAUAUUUAUCGACGUAAGCUGCAUGCAUGGGUAUCUCUCUGUAAAAUGACGAUAUUGAUCUUACUACUGACAAUCCACUCCUCAACAGAUGCUGCAACAUUGACUGGGUCUUCCGAGUACGCUCUCUCCGGGAUUGAGUUUAUCCUGACGUGUACCGUACCGGAUGAGGCAAAUAGAGUCCAGCUGUACCGUCGUCCUGCCCUGGCUGCUAUACUAGGAAGCAUACAAGUAGCUGGCGGUCAAUGUUAUAACACUGCUACUACUACUCCCGUCCUCUGUAGCCCGGAUGUCUGCUCAUGUAAUGCCACCUCGUCUAACUAUGGUACAGUGUUCCAGUGGGUCAUACAGCCACAGACAAAAGACAAUGGAUCUGUUUGGUUUUGUCUUCGUACCAAUCCAAGUCUUCCUGAAGCUGACAGGGUGGUAAGGAGCCCUGACUACACACUUAAAGUUGCAGGUGCUUUUCACACAUCACCAGCUGCAAGCCUCUGCGUUGAAGCAGAUGAACCGUCAUUCAGUGAUAAAAGAACACAAUUAUGUCUACAGUUUGCUUACCAGUGAAAAUGAAA